Messenger RNA from Corythoichthys intestinalis (scribbled pipefish), 16522 nucleotides. It is a transcript of the gene kalrna, whose product is annotated as kalirin RhoGEF kinase a. Bases 241 to 7407 code for a protein of 2388 amino acids. The transcript is spliced from 55 exons. Gene Ontology annotation, biological process: axon guidance; protein phosphorylation; intracellular signal transduction. The record is from RefSeq and is a predicted model, not a curated record. Lineage: Eukaryota; Metazoa; Chordata; Actinopteri; Syngnathiformes; Syngnathidae. Gene Ontology annotation, molecular function: ATP binding; protein kinase activity; protein binding. Gene Ontology annotation, cellular component: postsynaptic density; extrinsic component of membrane; cytoplasm.
CCCUGGCGGAGCAACGGGGAGGUUGGACGGGGAACAAUAGAGAGGAGCGCCGCCAGCCUUCAGGCACCAAACAAACGCAGAAGGCGACAGAAAGCGAGCCCGGAAGCGGGAUGGAGGCUACCUAAAGUGGACCCUGGGCACGUAACGCCUAACACCGUGUGGAUUUUUUUUUGUACCUUUAGGGCCCCUCUUUUGUUUUGACUCAUUUGUCGGUUGGAUUGUGCUAAACCGGAAUCCGGCAUGAACCCCGCAGAAGCGGCCGAGGAGGCGCCCAGCGACCCCGACACUGAUGCAUUCUUCAAAACAGGGUCUCUGAGGACUGAAGGCAUCAAGGCAUCUGAUGUUCUGCCUGUUUUGAAGGAGAAAGUGGCCUUUGUAUCCGGUGGGCGGGACAAACGAGGAGGACCCAUCUUGACGUUCCCUGCACGAAGCAACCAUGACCGAAUAAAACAGGAGGACCUGAGAAGACUGGUCACAUACCUGUCUACUGUUCCCAGUGAAGAUGUGUGCAAGCGAGGCUUCACUGUCAUCAUCGACAUGCGGGGCUCCAAGUGGGAGCUGAUCAAGCCUCUGCUAAAGACACUGCAGGAGUUUUUCCCGGUUGAGAUCUGCGUUGCACUCAUCAUCAAACCUGACAACUUCUGGCAGAAGCAGAAGACCAACUUUGGCAGCGCAAAGUUUUCCUUUGAAACCACCAUGGUGUCAGUGGAAGGUCUCGCCAAGUUGGUUGAUCCUUCGCAGCUCACAGACGACUUUGAAGGUUCUUUGGACUACAACCACGAGGAGUGGAUGGACCUUAGAGUCUCUCUGGAGGAGUUCAUGGCCAAUGCCGUUCAUCUGCUGUCCCGGCUGGAAGACCUGCAGGAUGUUUUGUCCAAGAAAGAAUUUCCUUCUGACGUUGAAGGAUCUCGUCGGCUAAUAGAAGAACACACACAGCUGAAGAAGAAGGUGCUAAAAGCUCCAGUGGAAGAGUUGGACCGUGAAGGCCAGCGCCUGCUGCAAUGUAUCCGGUGUAGUGAUGGUUAUUCGGGGAGGACCUGCAUCUCUGGUUCUGCCGAUUUCCAGAGCCUUGUGCCCAAGGUGGCCAGUCUACUGGACAAGCUCCACUCCACCAGACAGCAUCUCCACCAGAUGUGGCAUGUUCGGAAACUGAAGUUGGACCAGUGCUUCCAGCUACGGCUAUUUGAGCAGGACGCAGAGAAGAUGUUUGACUGGAUCAGCCACAACAAGGAGCUGUUCCUACAGAGCCAUACCGAAAUAGGACGAACGUACCAACAUGCCGCUGAGCUGCAGACGCAACACAACCACUUUGCCAUGAACUCUAUGAACGCCUAUGUCAACAUCAACCGUAUCAUGUCGGUAGCGAGUCGCCUGUCAGAGGUGGGACAUUAUGCCUCCACACAGAUUAAACAGAUUUCAAGUCAGCUGGACCUCGACUGGAAAAGUUUUGCAGCUGCUCUUGACGAACGAUCCACCAUCCUCGCCAUGUCCGCUGUUUUCCACCAGAAAGCGGAACAGUUCUUGUCAGAGGUGGAGGCGUGGUGCAAAGUCUGCAGUGAAGGGGGUCUCCCAACUGAGAUGCAGGAGUUGGAGCUGGCCAUCCACCGUCAUCAGAGCCUUUACGAGCAGGUCACACAGGCCUACACCGAGGUGAGCCAGGAUGGGAAAGCUCUUCUGGAUGUUCUGCAAAGACCGCUUAGUCCUGGCAACUCAGAGUCUCUGACUGCCACUGCAAACUACUCCAAAGCGGUCCAUUGUAUACUGGAUGUGGUCCAUGAAGUGCUCCACCAUCAGCGCCGUCUGGAGAAUAUUUGGCAGCACCGAAAAGUCCGACUGCACCAGAGACUGCAGCUGUGUGUAUUCCAGCAGGAUGUUCAGCAGGUUAUGGACUGGAUUGAAAACCAUGGUGAGGCUUUCCUCAGCAAACACACUGGAGUGGGGAAAUCCCUUCAUCGAGCUCGAGCGCUGCAGAAACGACAUGACGACUUUGAAGACGUUGCUCAGAACACAUAUACUAAUGCAGACAAGCUACUGGAGGCGGCCGAGCAACUGGCACAGACGGGCGAGUGUGACCCAGAGGAGAUAUACAAGGCGGCGCGUCACCUGGAGGUUCGAAUACAAGACUUUGUACGACGUGUUGAGCACAGGAAGCUGCUACUUGACAUGUCUGUGUCAUUCCACACGCACACCAAAGAGCUUUGGUCAUGGAUGGAGGAGCUCCAAAAGCAGCUGCUGGAUGAUGUGAGCUGCGACUCUGUAGAUUCAGUGCAGACACUCAUUCAGCAGUUCCAGCAGCAGCAGACAGCCACACUGGAAGCCACGCUCAAUGUCAUCAAGGAGGGGGAAGAACUUAUGCAGCAGCUCAGAGAUGCAGCCAUGUCCACCAAUAAGACGCCGCAUUGCAGUUCCAUCGCUCACAUCCAGGGAGUGCUGCAGCAAUUGGAUGAGGCUCAAGGCCAGAUGGAGGAGCUGUUUCACGAGCGCAAAAUAAAACUCGACAUCUUCCUGCAGCUACGCGUCUUUGAGCAGUACACCAUAGAGGUAACGGCUGAGUUAGACGCAUGGAAUGAGGACCUUGCUCGUCAGCUGAAUGAUGCGGGACGCUCGAGCAGCAGCAGCAGUAGCGGCGGUAGCAGUGGGAGCAGCAGCACUUCCUCCGGCGGAGCAGAGGACAUUGGCUUGGCCGAGCAGAGGCUGAAGAGGCACGCCGAGAGGAAAGCGGCGAUGAACAACAUGACCUAUGAAGUGAUGCAGCAGGGACAAGACCUGCACCAGUACAUCAUGGAGGUGCAGGCCUCAGGCAUUGAGUUGACGGGGGAGAAGGACAUGGAUUUGGCCUCUCAGGUUCAGGAGCUCCUGGAGUUGCUACAUGAGAAGCAGCAGGAAGUGGAGCUCAGUGCUCAGCACACGCAUUCAAGACUGGAGCAAAGCCUGCAACUGCGUCACUUGCAGGCCGAGGUCAAACAGGUGCUCGGAUGGAUCCGUAAUGGUGAGUCCAUGUUGAACGCCAGCAUGGUGAAUGCCAGCUCGUUGUCUGAGGCAGAGCAGCUGCAGAGGGAGCACGAACAGUUCCAGAUGGCGAUAGAGUCCCUGUUCCAUGCUAACUCCCUCCAAAAGACCCAUCAGAGUGCUUUGCAAGUCCAGCAGAAAGCAGAGAUGAUGCUUCAGGCUGGUCACUAUGACCCAGAAGCCAUCCGCAGCUGUGCUGAGAAGGUAGCCGUCCACUGGCAGCAGUUGAUGCUUAAGAUGGAAGACCGCCUGAAGCUCGUCAAUGCCUCGGUGGCCUUCUACAAGACUUCCGAACAGGUUUGCAGCGUGUUGGAAAGCCUGGAGCAGGAAUACCGACGGGAUGAGGACUGGUGUGGAAUUCAUGAUAAAGUGGCAACCCUGGCUGACUGCGACCACCUUGUGCCUCUGAUCAGCAAACAUCUUGAACAGAAAGAAGCCUUUCUCAAGGCAUGUACGCUGGCUAGGAGGAAUGCUGAGGUCUUCCUCAAGUACAUCCACAGGAACAACGUUAGCAUCCCGGGAGCCGCUAGUCAUGGCAGAGGGCCCGAACAGCAGGUCAAAGCUAUUCUGAAUGAGCUGCUGCAGAGAGAAAACAGAGUCUUGCACUUCUGGACUCUGAAAAAGAGAAGGCUGGACCAAUGUCAACAGUACCUUGUCUUUGAACGCAGCGCCAAGCAGGCCCUUGAAUGGAUUCAGGAGACGGGUGACGUUUACCUGGCUACACACGCAUCAUCAAGUGACAGCAGCAAGGAGGCACAACAGCUCCUUAGUGACCAUCAUCACUUUAAAUUGACUGCCAAGCAAACAAAGGAGAAAGUGAAGCUCCUCAUCCAGCUCGCCGACAACCUGGUGGAGAAAGGGCAUGUCCACGUUAAUGAACUUAAGCGCUGGGUGAGCACGGUUGAUCGUCGAUACCGCGACUUCUCCCUGCGUAUGGCAAAGUACCAGGAGAACCUUGAGAGGACUCUUGGUGUUUCGUCUGAGGACAAUAAGGACUUAGAGUUGGAUAUUAUUCCAGCCAGCUUGUCGGACGAUCCUGAGAUCAAACUACGGGAGCCAACUGAUGAGGUCAAUGAGGAGAAAAGGAAAUCAGCGAGGAAGAAAGAGUUCAUCAUGGCUGAGCUUCUGCAGACUGAGAAGACCUAUGUCAGAGAUCUCCAAGAAUGUCUGGAGACCUACUUGUGUGAGAUGACCAAGGGUGGGGAUGAAAUCCCACCUGCGAUAGCCAAUAAGGAGCUCGUCAUCUUUGGCAACAUGCAGGAGAUCUACGACUUCCACAACAAUAUUUUCCUGAAGGAGCUUGUCAACUAUGAGCAGCUGCCAGAGGAUGUGGGUCACUGCUUUGUCACCUGGGCUGAUAAAUUCCACAUCUACGUGGAUUACUGCAAGAACAAGCCCGACUCCAGCCAACUCAUCCUUGAGCAUGCUGGCACCUUUUUUGAUGAUAUCCAGCAGCGACGUGGCCUGGCUAACUCCAUCUCAUCUUACCUCAUCAAACCGGUGCAGAGAAUCACCAAGUACCAGCUGCUCCUCAAGGAGUUGCUGUCAUGCUGCGAAGAGGGCAAAGGAGAGAUCAAAGAUGGUCUAGAGGUCAUGCUCAGUGUUCCCAAGAGAGCCAAUGAUGCCAUGCACCUCGCCAUGUUGGAAGGUUUCGAGGAAAAUUUGGAGGUGCAGGGUGAGUUGAUGCUGCAAGACAGUUUCCAGGUUUGGGAUCCGCGUUCGCUAAUCCGAAAAGGGCGGGACCGGCACCUCUUCUUGUUUGAGUUCUCGCUGGUCUUCAGCAAGGAGUUCAAAGACUCGGCAGGCAGAACUAAGUACCAGUAUAAACAAAGACUACUGACAUCAGAGUUGGGGGUGACAGAGCACAUAGAAGGCGACCCAUGUAAAUUUGCACUCUGGGCUGGACGAACCCCAUCCUCCGACAAUAAAACUGUGUUAAAGGCGUCCAGUGUCGAAGCCAAACAGGAAUGGAUAAAGAACAUCCGGGAGGUGAUCCAGGAGAGAAUGACUCACCUGAAAGGGGCUUUGAAAGAGCCAGUUCAGCUACCUAAAACAGCAACACUGACCAAACCUCGCAAUAACGCCAAAAGGGAUGGAGGCGAGGAUGGAGACAGUCAGGGAGACGGCAGCAGCCAACCAGACACCAUUUCCAUUGCAUCCAGAACCUCGCAGAACACAGUGGACAGUGACAAGCUCUCUGGGGGUUGUGAGUUGACGGUGGUGCUGCAGGACUUCACAGCAGGAUGUAGCAGUGAGAUCUCUGUCAGCACCGGCCAGACAGUGGAGCUGCUGGAGAGGCCCAGUGAGCGACCCGGGUGGUGUCUGGUCCGGACCACCGAACGCAGCCCGCCUCAAGAGGGUCUGGUCCCCAGUUCUGCCCUAUGUGUGUCCCACUCGCGCUCCAGUGUGGAGAUGGACUGCUUCUUCAACUCAGGGAAAGAAAACUAUUCUGUCAGCGGCUCCGAUGGAAAGACUGAGUCAGUGACGAACCUCCAGCCGCAGCAGUCACUCAGCUCACUGCAGUCCAACUCACCAGGACCCAAGCGCUCCGGAAACACACUCCGGAAAUGGCUGACCAAUCCCGUUCGUCGCCUAAGUCAUGGCAGCUCAGUUAAGAAACACCCCAACAACAAACAGAAAAAGACCGGUUCUGGGGAGGGGAGAGAUGAGAGCAAGAAAGGGCAGCCUGACCUUAACCCACAAGAUGACAUCAUUAAUCAGCAUAUCAUCAGCAAAGAGGGUAACCUCCUCUCCAAGACGUCAUCUGGCACGCAGAGUGGCGGCGAAGAGGAGCAGGAUGAGGAGGCGCAUACACCAUUGCCUCCACCCAUGGAGAUCAUCAAGGAUCCGUCGGCGCAGGACGAAAAGACGUUAGAACCGAGAGCACACCCAGUCUUUUCCCCACUCUCUCCACCGGAACAAAGCACUCCAGUUCAGCCCCGGAACCCUGAGCUGGAACAGAGAGCCAAAGCCAUGAGGGGCCGCAUGUUUGUUCUUAAUGAGCUGAUACAGACAGAGAAGGACUAUGUCAAAGACUUGGGCAUCGUAGUUGAGCGCUUUAUGAAGAGGAUAGAGGAAAAAGGAAUUCCCGACGAUAUGAAAGGAAAAGAGAAGAUCGUCUUUGGGAACAUCCAUCAGAUCUAUGAUUGGCACAGAGACUUCUUUGUUGGAGAGUUGGAAAAAUGUCUAGACGACCACGAGCACCUGGCCGAGCUCUUCAUCAAACAUGAAAGAAGAUUGCACAUGUAUGUGGUGUACUGUCAGAACAAACCCAAGUCUGAGUUCAUCGUAGCAGAAUAUGACAGUUAUUUUGACGGAGUCCAGCAGGACCUUGAGUCCCGAUUGAGCAUAAGCGACUACCUUAUCAAACCAAUCCAAAGAAUCACAAAAUACCAGCUACUAUUGAAGGAUUUCCUUAAGUAUAGCUCCAAAGCGGGAAUGGACUGUGAACAAAUAGAGAAAGCAGUAGAUUUGAUGUCUCAGGUUCCCAAACUGUGUAACGACAUGAUGAACUUAGGACGGUUACAAGGAUAUGAGGGCAAGCUAACCAGUCAAGGCAAGCUGCUACAGCAGGAGACGUUCUACGUGACUGAGCAGGACGGUGGCGUCUUGUCACGCUCAAAAGAGCGCCGGGUUUUCCUUUUCGAGCAGAUCGUGAUUUUCAGUGAACUGCUAAGGAAAGGCUCAACCACGCCUGGAUACCAGUUCAAAAAGAGCAUAAAGGUGUCCAACUUGGGUCUAGAAGAGAGCGUGGACAACGAUCAGUGUAAGUUCGUCUUGUCAUGUCGUGGCUCGUCGGAGCAUUUUACCCUGCAGGCGGCCAACGUUGACAUCAAGCAGGUCUGGAUCGGACACAUCCAGGCACUUCUGGAUGCUCAAAGCAACUUCCUAUCUGCACUCGUGUCUCCUAUUGAGUACCAGCUAAAGAGCGGCUACAGCUUGUCGCUGACCAGAAACCGCUCAACAGCCAGCAAUCGUUCGACCACGCCCUCUCACAGCCGGCCCUCGUCAGCGGUCAACCCCGGCGAAAAGGAUAGUGAGAGAGGCCAAAGCCACUUGAACAUGUCCACCUCCAACGGUGGCACGUCAUGCUUUGACUCCAAGGAGAACGGCGGCGGCGGGUCCUGCAAUGGCGCCUCGUCCACCAUGCGUGUCAUUCAAGACUACUCUGCCCUCAAGGAGAAUGAAAUUUGCGUGAGCCAAGGUGAAACGGUGCAGGUCCUGGCGACCAAUCAGCAGAACAUGUACCUCGUUUACCGGGCCGCCAACAGCCAGUCACCCGCUGCCGAGGGCUGGGUGCCGGGACACGUCCUGGGCCCUUCCCACAAGCUAUUAAAAGACUCCUCUUCUGCCACGUCCUUCUCUGCGGCGGUGGCCGACGCCAGCAACAUCAAGUAAGUCUCUCCCACCUGCCCCCCACCACCACAGCACUUGUUUACCCUCAGCACUUGGAUGGGAUUGGAUGCCCGCCCCCCGUUUCACAAACCUCCAUAUCGGCGUUACGUUGCUCAAAGUAACGCUGUUUGAGUCAUGACUGCCAACAAAUUCUAGAGCUAAACUGGAUAGAAUCUUGUAGCUGAUGUGGAAUGUGGAGCAUAAAACCGGACUUAUUUCAGUUCCUAACACUUUGCUUUGUCUUCUUUUUUGUUAUGGUUGUAUUUUUUUCUCCCUUCAACCCUUCUUUUUUUUUUGCAAAAAAAGGACUGGGUUCUCCGCUGUGGAGAUUUAUGUUGUUGUCUAUGGCAAUCUUUAAACGUUUUUGUGUUGAUCCUUAUUGUUACCUUGUUAUGAUUAUUAUUUUAUUUGAUGGACAGAGUUUGAUUCUACAUGUUGAUUUUUGUUGUUGUUGUUGUUGUUUAUUAUGCCGGUAGUUCACUGUACAAACAUGUCUCGACUGAGGCUCUAGAGCAUUCCUGUUUAUAUAAAACAACAAAGACCAGAAAAUCCUUUUGCACUAUUUAAGAAAAAUAUGAAGUCAAAGCUGUGCAAUAUGUUUUUCGACAAAAUGGCCACAGUGAGCGGUUUACUGUUGCCAGUCUCUAAGAAGAAUGAUUUUAAGUGUAUUUUAAAUAUGUAAUAUAAAUCAUUUUUGGGGGGGUGAGCAUGUGCUAGCGACAUAAGUGAAAGUGACAAAAGUUUGUUUUCCUCUACGUCCCAAAAGCGGAGACGAUGGACAGUUUGUAGUUUUUAACAAUUUGUAAAUAAACCGCAAGAGCGAACAUGCAGCAAACAUGUCUGCUACUUUUUUUUAUUUUUUUAUUUUAAUAGAAGUCAUGUUACGCCAUCAGCCAUUAAGGAAUUCAGGUAGUCCCCGGGUUAUGACGUACUCGACUUACGCAAUUUUGACUUUACAACGCCGGAGUCUUGUCCACCAUUUUGUCCCCAGUCUUUUAGUCGCAUAAACAGUACUGUACCUAAGUAUAACUCACAAUAUCUUAUUUUUAAUUUUACCUUAUUAACAUGACUUGUUCUGUCCUCACUAAAUCUGAAGUUGUUCAGCUUGACAGACACCAAACAUAGCAAUUGUGCUUUUUGAAGAUUUUGACUUCCGUCACUUUUGACAAUUCGCAAAGCUGUAACACACACAUACCUGUACCGUAUUUUUCAGACAAUAGGCCGCUACUUUUUUCCCGCCAUUUUUCCCCUGCGGCUUUUAGAAGGAAGUGUUUUUUUGUUGUUGUUGUUUUUUAAUGGAUUUUUUUUAUUGGGGGGGACGACGACCGAUCUUCAUAUUUUUUUGUUGAGAAUUUUUUUUUAAAUUGAUUAAUUAGACAUAUUUUUUAAAAAUGGCUUUCCAAAUUUUAGCAUGACAUAGGUCUCAGCCGCUACACUAGAAUCGAUAAAGCUUGCCAGGAGCUCGUCAGACUUAGUCAAAAACUCAGGAUUUUACAAAUGAGUGUGGCUCCAUCUGAUACUAUAUGCUGCUAAAAAAAAGCAAUUUUUAAAAUGAAUACGGAUUCUUUUGCUACAACAAGAGAACGUGAUGCUCGCAUUGAUUAGCCGUUUUCAACUGGCACUCGGAGGACUUUAUUGCCACAGUAUGCUACAACAAAGCUGCUAUAUAAGAAUUAGCACCAGAUCAGGGGUCGGGAACCUUUUUGGCUGCGAGAACACUACGUUUUUUUUUUUCUCAAAUUCCAUGAGAGAGUCUCUGAAACCUUUUUAAUAACAUUGUUUUGCUGUUGCUAAUCAAUGAAAAGUAUUUCUUACCAUUAAUUCGACUUCUGGUCCUGCAUGGUUUUGCUGAUGAUUUUUCUUCAUGCAGGCGUUGAGAAACUUAGGAGCGUCUCUUUUCAUGUUCACGAAGCGCCACAAAUCCUGUUUUUCCUCACCACGCAAGGAGCACAAUCAGUGCACACCUAAACAAGUUUAUCCAUCGGUAGAUUUUUUUUUCUUUAGCGAACUCAGUGAAGGACUUGAAUAAAUCCUCCCCUCUUGUUGUCCCUUUCAUAGUCAAAACCUUGCAAUCACGCUGAAUUGGGAUAAAUUGCUUACGUCUGUUGACUCCUCCAAAGCGAGAAAAAAAAGGUGCCGUAUUCAUGUCCUUCACUUGCCUUGCCUCAAUUUGAUUUGACAUUGUGACGCUCUUUAUCCGAAAAGUCGUCAAAAACUCUCCACAAAGGCAAAUUCCUCUGUCAGUUCCUGCUGAAACAUGUGAUACUCCUAGUCUUUUUUUCUUUUUCCCAUCUUCUCAAAAGGGUUUCUAAAAUUAGCUGGCAAACAUGGAAAACAAAUCUAAAAAUGAUGGUAGUUUACUUCAAGCACAUGCGCAAAUCGACUGGUCUUUUCGACAGCAAAAUACGGCAACCCCACUUGAACAGUGUCUCUGCCUCAUCUGUGUUGCCAAUGCCGAUUGAUAGAUAAACAAAAAUAUAGUGUAUAGACACAACGACAUGUAUGUUUGCCACUUUCCCACUAAAAUUACUGCGAACCGGCUUUCUAAUCGCGGUUGUAGUUUACGGACUACGUGUCCGAUGAUCACCCUGCACUCGCGCAGCCAAUGGCGUGGGACUUUGGGGGAUCUAACGUAGCACAUCUAGGUUGCUAUUUGAUGAUAUCUAGUGCGAAUUGCGCAAGUGUUGUCGGAGCAUUAAAAAAGUUAACAUUCGCUGCAAAAGUCACGUCUGCUUAUUACUGCACAACACCAACAUAUGACCAGUGACUAUCGCCGUUUCGCGCAAUGCGCAAAGGAGUAUAACGAGAAUUUUUUUUUUUUUUUUUUUUUAAGUGGAUUAUAUAUCUUUGUAAAUGUAGUAACCUGUUUUUUUUUUUUUAAGUUUGUUUUUAAACAUUCAGACAACACGAGUUGGUGAACUGGAUGCUUGAUUAUCUGGUUAAUAAAAUUUUUUUUUUGAUCAAUCAAAUAUUUCUGUGUAACAUCUACGUAAGUAUCCAAUGUUAAGAUAUGGACACCUGCGGCUUAUAGUCAAGUACGGCAUAUAUGUGGAUUUAUUUCUAAAAUUUUGUGAAAUUUGUUCGGUGCGGCUUUAUCGUCCAGAAAUUACGGUAUGUACACGUCUGUUCAAAACGGCACGCAUUUUAACAAUGAAACACUCAACACAAAACGAUUGGUGUUCAAACGUCCAUCUAAUCUGAUCAAUAUGUAAAUUUAGUAGAUUAGUCUAAUUUGCCGAACAAAAGUCCGCUAUCUUAAAUGCUACGAAUGCUAAUAUAUUUGCAGUUCUCAUAGCAAAUCCCUCACACGUAACUCCACAAACUGUAGCUCUAAACUUAAUUAUAAAUCAAUACACAAACAUAUAUUAGCUGAAACAACUUACUGUCUUAUAUGGGCCAAACCGGAGAGCAGCUGUCCUUUAUCCAUGUGAGAUGUCUGAGUGCUCCUGUAUGGAAGCAUUAUUGAGCAACUGUCCAGCCAGACCCAACGCUACCACCAGAGGGCAGUGUGACAAUACUUUUGGACAUUUUGAAUAGUUAUUUUGAAGUUUUAAAGGGUUAAUACCAACUUACACGGAAAUUCGGGCUACGUCGCCAGCGUAGGAACGGAACUCGUUUGUAACUCGGGGACUACUUGUAUGUGUCUAGGAAUAAAAUUGUGUUCCACAUAUCGGAGACCACCUAAAAACUGGUAUUCGAAUGUGCACACAUUAUUGUAUUCUGGAGUGCACUUGAGUACAAUUUUUUUUACAGAUGUUUUAAUUCUCUUAAAUGAACUGAAGAUGACGACACAAUUCAUAACGAAUAAAAUAAGAGUUGGAAAUAAACAUGGAAGAAAGUUUAAAAAUUAAAUGAGAACAAAAAGACAGGAAGGAAUCAUGAUAGAAAGUCCUAUUGGAAAUCUGCCGAGGCAGAGUUUAUCCCAGCCCUCGGGGUUGAACCAUCAAAUUAUACGCGGUGGAAAAAAACAAAGGGUAAACAAUACAUUCCUAUGCUCCCUUAUUGAAUCUUUGAGGAGGAGAGUUGGAUCGAUUAUAGAAAUGAGAACAGGCACUGUGUGAACAAGCCUGAAGACAGUAACCACAGCAAUGAAGGAAUACAUGUAAUUAUACAUGAGUAUAUGAAAAUAUAUUCCUCUUCAGUUACAAUAACAAUGCACAUUUAAAUAGUAUAGUUUGUUGGUGGUCCUCCAAUAUGUGGAACGAUAAACGACCACAGCUGAUGGCAUAUGUAUUUGUGUUGAGUAAAUAUUAUGUCUACAUAUCCAGAAAAUAACGUUAUCACACUUUUAAUUUCUUUUCAAGCAUUUUAAGUUUUACUAACAACGGUUUGCAACUCCACAAAUGGUUUGGAACACAGAAUUUAAAAAAAACGGGGAAAAACAGAAAUGGACAUACAUUUGUGUUGAUUGAAAAAGAAGAGCUGUGGAAUAACAUUAGUAACAUUUUAUCAUAUCGUUAUUCUAUAUUGUAUGGAAUUUAUUAGAAAUGGUCAUGAGUAAAAGGUCCAUCGACAGUUGAUGUGUAGUUUAAAAAUUAUUGUUCAAGGUUUUUAAGGAAGAUUAACAUUGUGACAUGUAAUGUACAGCAUACGUGUUUUUUUCUGAAGAACAAAAAAAGGGGACUUGAUUGUCAUUGUCCAGCAAGAAAACUUCGACUUUGUGUCCAACAUUGAUAAUAUCUGAAUGAGCCAUGUCAUGUUUGUAGGACAAAGUAAAUACCUAUGACCAGGGCAGGAGUGGGACUCAUUUUCGGCCCUGGAAUUUCAUGCCUCAGACCGGCCCACUCAUUUAAAAUUAUGUCAUUAUGCAUACACGUGUUAAGUUCAGUGUUCUCUAAAGUCGUGUACUGUAAUUCUGUGUAUUCCAAUUCAGUGCAGGUAAUGGUUGUUUAACAAGGUGGCUUUAUUUUAACAAGUGCAACACAACAUAUUUUGAACAAAUUUAAAAAUGGAUUUUAAAAAAAAAAACUAUAUUAAAUGACACAUUUGAAAAAUAAAUUAGGGCUGUCAAACGAUUAAAAUUUUUGAUCGAGUUAAUUACAGCUUAAAAAUUAAUCGUAAUCAAUCGCAAUUCAAACCAUCUAUAAAAUAUGCCAUAUUUUUCUGUAAAUUAUUGUUGGAAUGGAAAGAUAAGACACAAGAUGGAUAUAUACAUUCAACAUACGGUACAUAAGGACUGUAUUUGUUUAUUAUAACAAUAAAUCAACAAGAUGGCAUUAACAUUAUUAACAUUCUGUUAAAGCGAUCCAUGGAUAGAAAGAUUUGUAGUUCUUAAAAGAUAAAUGUUAGUACAAGUUAUAGAAAUUUUAUAUUAAAACCCCUCUUAAUGUUUUCGUUUUAAUAAAAUUUGUAAAAUUUUCAAUCAAAAAAUAAACUAGUAGCCCGCCAUUGUUGAUGUCAAUAAUUACUUACACAAUGCUCAUGGGUGCUGAAGCGUAUAAAAUCAGUCGCACCCAAGCGCCAGCGGAGGGCGGCAAAACUCCAUAAAACACAAUUAACAAGUGGGCAUGUCAUUGUCCUGUCAUUUAAAUCUGUCUGAGCAGGGCAUGUGCAUUAAUUGCGUCAAAUAUUUUAACGUGAUUCAUUAAAAAAAUUAAUUACCGCCCGUUAACGCGAUAAUUUUGACAGCCCUAAAAUAAAUGAAUAAAUAAGACCUUUUCUGCAACAUCAAAUAUUAACAAAACGAGUGCUUACAGAUAAAACAAACAUAGCAACAUAACAAUAUGAAAAAUAAAGAAUACGUAUUGCACAUUGUAACAACUUCUAAUGAUACUAUUAUCCAUUUUCCAUUUCCCCUUUAAAAACGCCACGUAAUUGAUUAUAUUAAUUCUUAUGUUCACUCGCUGAACGACAUGGCAAUCCUACCUUCCAGCUCUGCACCUGUGGUGUGUUCAUUAUGGCUAAUGCUUGCUGCUACAUAUCCCUUGUGAGGUGCUACAAGAAGCCAAAGUUUCCACAAUUACAUAUUGUCGUAUCACACGGUGCAAGUUGCAUUUUAUUCGCCAUCUGGCCUUACCACGUUCGUUGUAAUCCUCUGUAGUUUGAGGCAGCAAGGUCAUUGCAUGAAAAAAAUUAGCUAUUUUCGCGCAUUUUGCCGAUUCUUUCACGAGUGCUUUCCUCUUUUUAAUUCUUAUUUUUCAGCGCCACCCUUGCUCUUUUUAUCCAUCCGAGCACCGAGAUAGCAGCUAAUUUGGCUCAAUACAGACUAGUGUUGUAUCGGUCGCGAACGAUUCGUUCUUUUUGAACGAAUUGUUUGGGUGAACGAGACCGAACUAAUCACCAUCUGCACUGAUUCGUUCUAUGAAGUUGGUGACGCUUGUUCGCUGCGUGGGAGGGCGUUGAGCAAGCGGCAGCGUCUUCUGACAUCGCACACGACCAAUCAGACGCCAGCCUCAUCGCGGGCAGGGGAGGGAGCGGAAACAGAAUCAUGGCGUAUGUCACUCAUUUCCACGUGUGGCCAAUAAGCAGCCAGCGUGCAGGCAGGGGGGGAAAGACUGAGUUUUGUCACUUCCCGUUCAGUGAUUCGGUCCUCCGGUUCCUGACCUAGCUUGCUGCUAACUUGACUUUCCAGUAAUGACUAUGCGGUGAACGAGUCAUAAAAUGAAAGGAAACGACUUUGUCACAUAUUUGUUAACGUGGAGCCUAUCAAAUGCUGCUCAAAAAGACAAAAACACCACACAAAUCUAGCGAGCAUGGUUUAGUGUUCUACUUUUCUCAACAGACUCGGGACUGUGCCUAUGACGAUAUACUAUCAAAUUUACAGUAAUUUAAAACACACGUAGCUACGAGGCAAGCAAAACCUGAGCUGCGGUCGCGUGACGGCAGUGAAGCGGGCAGAGAACUGUCACUAUAUGGAGGCUUCAUGGCAGCGAUAUGUACCUCAUAUGUGCACAGAAAAAAAAUAAUAUUUAGUAUGAUCACCAUAAUACUGAUUUGCAAUGAAACUGUAUAUACAUGUCAAUUUUUUCCGAGUGUUUUUUUUUUUUUUUCGUGUCAGAGGGUGUCGGUUGGUUUGACAAAUUAGGUCAAUCCGUCCAUCAUGUGCUACUCAAGCGCCCCAAAAACAAAGCGCGCGGACACGGGAGAUGUCGCAAUAUGUCUACAUUUUUCUUAACAGACUAAUAAGAGUAGAAAGGCGAAAUCAUAAAGCAAACAAUUAUUUCUCGUCAGCAUUUGACGAUCUGAGAUGCGGGGACGACAGGGGAGCUGACCGGAUUAUUUUAUUUAUUAAUACCAGUGCAAAAAUUCAAAACGAUCAUCUUAAUAAUAAAAAACAAAAAUACAACAGAGCGAGAGGUUAAUAUGAUGUGUUGGCCGUUCCAUAAUUAGAAAUUAAACUUUCGAUUUAUUUUUAUUUUCGUGACAGCAAGCAUGCCGCGUUGGCUGUUAGCAGCAGCAUUGUAUAUGUGAGCAAGAUCAUGCUAAAGAAAGUCCGUGCGCCCCCGACCCCAAACCCCGACUUCCCCCUCAAAAGGAAAAUGUUUAACCGUGUCCUAAUUCGAAAUGCAAGCACGAGCCAUGACUUUGAGCCCAUAGAACUAGGACAGACGACGCGGAAGUCCUCCCUCGCUUUUGCAGCAGCGGGAGGGAGACGAGGCUGUCUCUGAGAGCAGAAUGAUAUCGCCUGUCACUCAUUUCUGAAACUACGACGAGUGGUCAAUGUGCAAGAGAGGGAGGGACCAAGCAAUGUCACUUCCCGUUCAGUUAUACUGCGAAGCGGUCUUUGGUGAUUCGUUCGGCAACGUCACUUCCCGUUCACUAACCGAACGAUUCAUUUGGGUGGGGAGGGAGAUGAGGGGGGCGAACGAUUCGUUGAACGAUUCGUUUGAACGAAUCGUUUUACUGAACGAACCGGAAUGGAUUCGUUUACUCAAGUGAACGACAGAUCCCGUCACUAAUACAGACUACAAUUAGGGGGCGGAGCUGCAUGUUGUAUUUUUCGUCUGCACACGUGAGGAUGAGUCUGGAAAAAAAAAAUAAUAGUUUUUUUUUAAGACGGCCCACAGGGACAGCAGUAACAGAAUGUAAGUUAUACUCAGUGACACUGUCAUAAAUAAAUACCAAACAAAAAAUUAUAAUUAUAAUUAUAAUUACUAAUUUUUUAAAUUUUUUUUUAAAAUAAAACCCGGACCGGCCCAUCUGGCCGGCCGGCCCUUCUGGAAUCGUCCAGAAGCUCCCGAUUAGUCACUCCGGGCCUGCCUAUGACUCUCAAGUAGAGGAAUCUUAGGUGGUUUGAGCGAAAAGGUAAAGUUUACUUUGCGAUCUUGACCAAUUGUUACAUUUGAUCAGCGUAAUAAGUGACCCAUUUUUGUCACGCCACCUUAUCUUACGCAGUCUGGCUGCAGACUUGGGCAUCAGCAUCAACUGUUGAUCGAGCAGAACAGCACACAUUUUGGUUCACAAUGACGUCACAUGACGCUAUGAAUCUGCAUAAAUAAUCAUUAAUGCAUGAAUUAAUUAGCAGUGUCAUCAGAGUUUGUGAUAACAUUUGGCUUUACACACUUGGGUGCGCGAGAUACGAGAAUAGGAGACAGGAAGCAAUACAAAGAACACAAAAGGUCAGAGAAUUUAAUUUUGCUCAGGUCCUACUAACUCAGUGCUUCUCUAUUAUUUUCUGUUACGCCCGACCAGGAAGACGUAAACGUUUCACGCCAACUCUCUGCCGCCACUGUAAAUAGUAUAAUUUGUCUAUAAAAUUAUUAUUUUAAGUAGACCUCAACAUAACAUUGUCAUUUUUAAUAUUAAAGAAAAAAGUAAAACAAAAAACAAAAAAGUCACAUCCAAACAGUAAAAAUACACUCAAGGUACAUUUUUUGACCAUUUGAUUCUAAAAAAUUGAUUAGCAACAUUAGCUCGUGAGGACAAUAUGCCAAACAAUUUGACCUAAAAAAACAUUAAUAGAACAAAAAAGACAGUGUCAUUGGAAAGAGGGACAGUUUUUAUUUUUGCUGUAGGCAGUAACAGCUCCUUUGGUAUGGUGUGUGGUUAUUUUGUACUGAGCAACUUGUUAUGCCACCUUAUAUGAUGCCAACAGUGCUCGCUGUUUUACUGAUGUAUAGUGGGGCAAAUAAGUAUUUAGUCAAUCACUAAUUGCGCAAGUUCUCCCACUUGAAAAUAU